Messenger RNA from Coregonus clupeaformis (lake whitefish), 1252 nucleotides. RefSeq lists its product as uncharacterized. NCBI's taxonomy places the organism in Eukaryota, Metazoa, Chordata, Actinopteri, Salmoniformes, Salmonidae. The record is from RefSeq and is a predicted model, not a curated record. Bases 51 to 1151 code for a protein of 366 amino acids. The transcript has 9 exons.
UACCAGUCCCGAAACAAAUUUACAAACGACAGAUUCGUCACGGAAAGGGAAUGUACCAUAUACCGGAAGUGACGAGCGUGGUCUUUUCGUGUUUUUGUUGUGGAGUUUAUGGCGUCAAAGAAGUUUAUGGUGACCGCCCGAACAUGGACUGUGGCCGAGGGAUGUUUUGCCCGUUUUGUGGCAAACACAUGAACAGCUUAACGCGGUUUUGCUUUACGUGUGGUCGGUGUUUGGAGUUUUUAAAGGACGCGGACAAGACGGAAACAUUGGAAACACAGGGGACGUCUCGACAGCCGGACAGUGCUAUGCAAAAACAACCAUGCCCAUCAUACAAACAGUUCAUGGAGUACAGAAGCUCGAAAUCAAAAGAACGACAGUCUUUUAACUAUGGGCCAAAAGGAAGAUAUAGGCCUAAAGAAAGAAAACACGUCCAGAUAAACGUAGGAUUGAUGGUGCCAAGUGGAACUGAUUUAAAACCUCUAAGAGGGAAAACACUACAGUUAUUUACAGACCCAGAGGUAGCAGCACCUGAUCUACUGAAACAAGCUGUCCAGAAAAUGACAACAUUUAACAAGGACAUGCACGAAGGACCUUAUGUCCUUUUGUAUCCAGACUGCUCAGAGGUGGUUCAUGUGCCUGGGUCAGAAAGGCCAUUCAAAUUGGCAGAAUAUAAAAAGGAAAUAGGAAAGGCAUAUUCCAGGAUCACUUUUUUCAUUUGCCUAGAAAAACACUAUAAAAGAGUGGAUGAUACCUCAGACUCUGAUUCUGAAAUUGUCAUCACAACAAGGAGCACAGCUGAACUCAAUCGUGCUGACACUUUGGUUUUUGAACCACAAAAUCGAAGUACUCCCAAACACAAGCUGGACGAUGAAAGAGAUGCACCAGGACAAUCAACAAUUCAGCCUGGACAGAUAGUAAUAUCUGAUGCUGAGGAUCUGGAUCCACCGGAAGCAAAUCCAGAAAAAAUGUCUUGCUACAGUAAAUACACAGACCUGUAUUCACCAAAUGUUGAGCAGGAGGACGAAGAGCCGGUUGCUGUCAAUGUGAAGAAUUUCCAACACACAGCAAUGGAGGAGACGGACAUUGCAUUACCUGACAUCGUAGCAAACCUGUCUCUUCCUAUUGAUCAUAAAAAAAGUCAGCCGGUUUAACAUCUCAAGGGAUAAUGUUUGGGAUGGGGCAGUCAGAGGUUUCAAGCGUACAACAUAUUCUGAAACCUGUGACAUGCUGGUGAAAUUUACUGAUGAUACUG